Myotis myotis is the source of this 3618-nucleotide messenger RNA. It is a transcript of the gene GPRC5A, whose product is annotated as G protein-coupled receptor class C group 5 member A. The record is from RefSeq and is a predicted model, not a curated record. NCBI's taxonomy places the organism in Eukaryota, Metazoa, Chordata, Mammalia, Chiroptera, Vespertilionidae. Gene Ontology annotation, molecular function: protein kinase activator activity; G protein-coupled receptor activity. Gene Ontology annotation, cellular component: plasma membrane; signaling receptor complex; intracellular membrane-bounded organelle. Gene Ontology annotation, biological process: G protein-coupled receptor signaling pathway. The transcript is spliced from 5 exons. The coding region runs from base 352 to 1425 and encodes 357 amino acids.
GCCACGGAACUGGAAUAGGCGUGUCCUCCCCCCUGACCCUCUCCCGCCCCUUGUCCCUCCGCUCACCUCCUCGCUCCCUCCCUCCCUCCCUCCGGCGACAGCCGCCUUUAUAACUGCUCGGCGCCUCGAGGGCGGCAUCGCUUUCGCGGGCUCCCCAGCACCCAGGGGCUCCGAGCUGCCUCGAACGCGCGGGAAGCAGCGCCAGUUCCAGCGCCGAAGCCCCGGCACAGGGCUGAUGCUGUCCUCCGAGGGUCUGUAAAUGCCACACCUGUUGCAGCUGCAGCGGAAUCACCCACGGCUCCUUCCUGAGGGGGAACAUUUGAGCCACUUCAGAUACAAGAGGGGAUCAAAAUGACCACUGCUCCUAGUGGUUGCCGCAGUAACCUGGAUGCCAAGUACCACAGACUUUGUGAUAUGUCUGAAGCUUGGGGCAUCGUCCUGGAAACUGUGGCUGCCGUGGGGGCUGUGACCUCAGUGGCCUUCAUGCUCGCUCUCCUGGCCCUCAUCUGCAAGGUGCAGGACUCCAACAGGCGGAAGGUGCUCCCGGUCCAGUUCCUCUUCCUUGUGGGUGUGCUGGGGGUCUUCGGCCUGACCUUUGCCUUCAUCAUCAAACUGGACAACCUCACGGGGCCCACACGCUUCUUCCUCUUCGGCGUCCUCUUCUCCCUCUGCUUCUCCUGCCUCCUGGCUCAUGCUUUCAACUUGACGAAGCUGGUCCGCGGCUGGAAGCCCCUCUCCCUGCUGGUGAUGCUGGGCCUGGCUGUGGGCGUCAGCCUGGUGCAGGACAUCAUCGCUAUUGAGUAUAUUGUCCUCACCAUGAACAGGACCAAUACUGCCAUCUUCGCUGAGCUUCCUCCUUCUCGGCGCAAUGAAGACUUUGUCAUGCUGCUCAUCUUCGUCCUCUUCUUGAUGGCACUGACCUUCCUCACAUCCUGCUUCACCUUCUGUGGCCCCUUCACGGGCUGGAAGAGACACGGAGCCCACAUCUAUCUCACCACGCUCCUCUCCAUGGCCAUCUGGGUGGCAUGGAUCGCCUUGCUCUUGAUCACCCCUAUCCCUGCCACCGGGUGGGAUGAUACCAUCCUCAGCGCAGCCUUGGUGGCCAAUGGCUGGAUUUUCCUGUUGGCUUAUGUUGUACCUGAGUUUCAGCGGCUCACAAAGCAACAGAACCCCAUGGACUACCCUGUUGAGGAUGCUUUUUGUAAACCUCAAUUCAUGAAGCAGAGCUAUGGCGUGGAGAACAGAGCCUACACUCAAGAGGAAAUCACUCAAGGUCUUGAAGAGCUAGGUGAUACUACCUAUGCCCCUUAUACCACCCAUUUCCAGCUGCAGAAUCGGACCUCCCAAAAGGAUUUCUCCAUUCCACGGGCCCAGACUCGGGUUAGCCCUUACAAUGACUAUGAAGGAAGGAAAAACGGCAGUUAGCUGAAGAGCGGGAUGACCACGACAAGUCAGCAGAACUAAUGGGAUGUGGGUCAAAUCCCGAGUCUUCUAAGGAAACCAUACAUAACGUUAUGGGAAGACCCGGCCUCCCUGCCAACCUCAACAACUGUUCUGUUCUGGAGUUGCUGGGGGCUAGGACACUCCAGUUCUAAGCAGCACCGUAGUUUUUCCUUUGUUCCAUACUUAGGAUGCUUCUUAUAGGUGGGAGUCUCAGCAACUCAGGGUUUCUCUCUUACUGUUCUCUGUCACUGUACAUGUGACUCAAGCUCCAGCUCACUCAACUUCAGAAGCCAGCACUGAAUGCUGGUUUUGUAAGGAUUGCUCAGCCCAGAGCAGAACUGCAAAUCUGAGCAAUAAUAGCAAAGAGCUGUCUCCCAGCCCCUCCCUACCUAAAUCUACACUGGAAGCCAACUUGCUGGCACCCUCCCUUCUUGCCUGGGUAGGAGAGGCCAAAGGUCACCCUAAAUUUACUCAUCUCUAUGGUGCUAACACAGGGCCUCUGUAGGUCCCCAGCACCAAUUCACAGCCCCUCCCCCCCUUGGGUCACUCCCAAACUUGCUGUCAACCCCCCAACUAUCCUCCCCUCCAUGUUUUACCAGGAGUUUCCCUUUUGGAACUCACUAGUGUGGACAAGCCUGACCUCUCUUUGCCAGGAGCAUUUGUGCACUGUUCUUUCUGUAUAUUCCUGGCACUGAUCCGAAUCCCAGCCUCUGUAACUAGAUUUGCACUGUGUUCACCUCCUGCGUUCUGUAAGCAGGCAUUGUCUGUGGAGGGGAGUGUGCCUUGUAUUAUAAGUUAUUCACCGUUCUUUACCUGGAGAUGCAAUAAAGAUGUGGUGGCAGUUCUUCCCCUGUGGCCGCAGCAGUAGGAGUGGUGGACAUUAGUCAUGUUGCAGCUGAAGUUCAAGGUUCGGUUCCACUGGGUGUGGGCUUGACCCUUCUCCGUGUGUUUCUCCUUCUCUUCUCUGUAUGUGUCUAAGACAAGCGUGUUUUCCCCAACUUUUGAGGUGAGUGGCGAGGGUGAGGGGGGAAGCCAAGAGGGAUCACGGACCCUGAGGUGUUGCUCCAGGAAGGCAGAGGAGUGGCGACUGUGGAAUGGGGCUUGGCAGCCCAGGUAAGGCAGGAAGGAGACCUGAAAGCCAGUUUGACGAUUCACCUGGGUUUAAUUGUAGGAGGAAAUAAAUCCAUAUCCCUUAUUUGACAGAAUUGGUUCAUAAUCUCUCUCAGAAAAGUCAUGGUACCUAACAAUUAUUAUUUACUUAAUCCCCGAAAUAGCUCUGUGGGGCAGGGCAAUAGGAAAUUGCUCUUUGGUGAAGGAGAAAAUAAGAUCCCAUACACAGAAACAGCAUGGCAUUUAAACACGUGCAGCUGAGUUAAGGAGUUACCUCCCGAGAGCCCGAUGCUCUGCUUUUCAUCAAAAAGAAAGCCUAGCGUGGAAAGGGGUGAGGUGAGGCUGGUGAAUGGACGACACGCUGAAUUAGAGCUAUUUACAUUCCACAGAGACUUGGUUAAUGGUUUCUCAAUGGCUUUGCACCAACAUUAGCCAAGUUUUGUAUUGAAAAGGGGAGUUACAAAUAAUGAUUUAUAUCCUUCUUGUUCUAGUCUUUCCCAAGAGGGCAUAAUCCAGUGAGGGAAAAGCAAUAUAGUUUCACAUUUAUCGUUGUGCCACAGUGUAGGUACCCAGGAAACACCCAUUUCCUUCCCUCUUGUCUUCCCUUCGGUCUCUGGCCUAUCAGCCAAGCGCAGGGGGCUGAGUAAAAGGUAGAGCCACAGAACACCUGGAUCUGCUUUCGUGUUAGAAAAGAGUCUCCAGGCCUUUGUAUCCACAGGACUCAAGUCAACCUCUUCCAAAACAGAAAAGGACAUGAGGACAUGGAGGGGGACUCAUUGCUGGAAAAUUUUUUUUUUUAUACCCCUAUCGAGGGAUAUGUUGUUAUUGAUUUGAGAGAGAGAGAGAGAGAGAGAGAGAGAAGAGAGAAGAGAGAAGAAACAUUGAUUGGUUGCCUCCCAUAUGUGUCCCGAUCGGAUGGAACCUGCAACCUAGGCAUGUGCCCUGACUGGGAAUCAAACCUGCAACCUUUUGGUGUACUGGAUGAUGCUCCAACCAACCAAGCCACCCAGCCAGGGCAGAUAUUGGUUUCUUUUCUAAGAAAUAAAGUGGUCUCCGGCGUUUGGA